UCCCGGCCGCAUCCCGGCCGCAUCCUGGCUGUGCCGUUCCUGUGGCCGCCGCGGCGCCUGGACUCUGGCGCGGCGCAGCCCCUGGCUCCGGCUGUCCUGCGCUGGAGCUGGGAGCUCCUGACUCUGAAACGGGGUGCACAGCGGAAUAGCUGGCUCGAGGAAGCAGCGCUUGACCGAGCCGCACCUUUUGUUCCUGCAGUUCCCAAGGGUUGCUUUCUCCUGUCUGCUGACUCUGACUGGCAGCAGCUUUAGCCCCUGUUCUUUGCCUCUGGUUUUGUUGGUGAGGAUAUCACAGUGAUGUCUGCAUUCAACCUGCUGCAUUUGGUGACAAAGAGCCAGCCAGUGGCCCUGCGAGCCUGUGGGCUUCCCUCAGGGUCAUGUAGGGAUAAAAAGGACUGUAAGGUGGUCUUUUCCCAGGAGGAGCUGAGGAAGCGGCUGACACCCUUGCAGUACCAUGUCACUCAGGAGAAGGGGACUGAAAGUGCCUUUGAGGGGGAGUACACACACCAUAAAGCUAAAGGAAUAUACAAAUGUGUUGUUUGUGGAACUCCUUUAUUCAAGUCAGAAACAAAGUUUGACUCCAAUUCAGGUUGGCCUUCCUUUUAUGAUGUGAUCAGUCCCGAUGCAAUUACUUUCAACGAUGAUUUCUCCUAUGGGAUGCAUCGGAUUGAAAUAUCCUGCAGUCAGUGUGGUGCUCACCUGGGGCAUAUUUUUGAUGAUGGACCUCGCCCAACUGGCAAACGGUACUGCACAAACUCUGCUUCAUUAUCUUUCAAGCCAGCGGACAAGAGCAACGCUGGAGAAGGCAGCAGUAAUGCCAGUCCUGCCCAAACAGGCAAAGCUGAGCUGUAGGAUGAAGCAAAGUCUGCAGAAAACUGCAUCAAUCCCGCACAGCUUACAAGGAAUGUUUUCAAGUUGCCUGCUCUCUUAUAUCCUAAGAAUGUUCAAAUGUAUGAAAGCAUUUUGCACCAUCCUUCUUCUUCCUCACCUCUUCAGAACUGAGGCCUUGCCUGCCAGUGCAUUUACUGUAUAAUUGGAUUGAGAAAUGUAUUGACUGAGUCCACAGGUUUUCUUUUUUCUUAUUUUCUUUGAGAUUGCUUUGGGGAAUCUUUAAAUUGAGAGGCUUUAACAUCAUUAGUUAUUAGUUUCUUCUUAAUGCUGUGUUACUUUAGGUUUAAGCACUAUUCCUAUUUGUGUGGGAAAUGGGACUUCUGUUUAUCUCCAGUCUAUAGGAAAGUUCUGGGCAUAAGAAAAUCCUGAAUUCCUAGCACAUCUCUGCUUUGUUCUGACUUGUGAGGCAUGCAGCCUUUGGUCAUAUGUAUUCAACCAUCUCCCAGCAUCAGCCGCACCUUGCAAAAACUUGUAGUUAUGGCUGUUCCUUCCCAACUGAAAGAGAUGGAUGAGGUGUUAAAACCAUCCUUUGGCUAAUUUACUGCCAAAAUUUCAAGGGUGUGGUUGAGAGGAUGUAAACAUUGUCUCAGCAUCUGUGUUUCCCCUUUCUUUGGUAUUUAAAUCAAGGUUUUAACUAGUACGGCUCACUUUUGCAGGCUACUAAUGAGGCUUUGUCUGUUUUUGAGGCCUGUUCAACAAGUGCAACGCAAAUCUGAAUUAAAGUUGAACUCUACAGGGGGUAAUUAUAUGGGCAAGUGCAGAGAUAAACUUGCAAAGUGAAGUAGAUGAAGGAUGACAUUAGGCUCUUUAUCUUGUCGGUUGCUUCAAGGAUUCAGAAACAUGCCAGCUUCUGCUAGAAGGAGUUUAGGAAUGAAUGCAGAAAAAAGAGGGAGACCCUCCUGACGUAUCCAGUUUUAAAGAUUAGCUGGUCUGGAUGCAUACGGCAUACAAGAUCCAGCCUUUAAUUUGUGCAAUUGCGGUGUAGGACAUGAGUGACAGCGUUGGUGUAAGAAAUGAAUUUGAAAAACGCCUGUCACAGCCCCAGAAGUUUUCAUGUAGCAAAAUUCACUGUCCCAUAAGAUGUUUUUCACAGCUGCUUUUAGAUUUUGUUGGCUAACACUUAGAAUUGUGCAUAAUACUGUUCUUUAAGCUAUCCUAUACAGCAUUUGCUAACACCACUUUGCCUUUAAACGCUGAGAGACUUAAUGAAUACGGUAUUUACUUUUACUAGCAAACUUUGUGACUAACAUGUUUGGAUCCAAUUUUAUUUUUGGUAGGAACAAAGCAACUGUUUUUUAUGGAAGCAGGAGUGAGGUUUUUAUGUCAGUGAUAAUAAACAUAUUGUAGCGGUUUGAAUCUAAAGUUCAAACACCCUUCAGUUAAAAUAUAGCUACUGUGAAAGCAUAGGGAAUGGUCAGAAUUGCCUUUUUUUUAGCAACAGUAGAAAGACAUGAAAAAAACAUACUGCACCCUAUCAUUUAAUAGAUGCAAAUAAGGAUGAUAAGUAUUUACAGCUAAAACGCUUGGGCUGUGGUGAGCACCUACUCAUAUGAGUAUUCCCCCAGUUGCCAUGCAAGGAAUUGCUCUUUAGCUGCAGGAAAGGUUGUGCAGAUUGACCUUUGGUGUUUCAAGGCAAUCGAGUUUCUCCUAGUGUUGUUAGGUUUUAGCAAUUUCUUCUGGAAGGACUACUUUUAUCCCUUGCUCUUAUUUAAAGAAUAGUAGGUUUUCUCUACCACAUGUUCUGACACAAACAUUAAAAAGACAGCAUCUAUAAAAAUGUGGUACAUAAAUGUGGUUUAACUCCAGAUUGCUGUUUGAUUUAAGUAUUAUCAAAUUUCAGUAUAUUCCUGCCUUAUGCUAAAGAAAUAUAUUACUUAAGCUUCAGAACACAGUAAUGUAUGCUGUCCUACAGGAGAUUGAUUUUUGCAGGAUAUGGAAUGCAAUGAAAUGAGUCAAUAUGGUGAGGUGUAUGUGAUCUCUGGGAGUUAGAUCAUUUCAUAUAGGAAAUGCGUUGUUCUCGUGCACAAGCUAUACCGCAGCGCAGUGCAAGGUAAGAUAGAUUUCCUUUUAUUGCUCUUAGAAGAUGCUAGUAAGGGCUAGUAUUGAACCCUCCAAAUUUGAUUCAGUCUGGUGAUGAUUGUGACAGAGGAAACUUGGGAGCUGAGCACAAUGUAUAGAAUAAUGGAAUAUAUCUGUAUGUUUAAAUUUUGCACUGUCUAGAUGCUUAUAAAAACUGAAUGCAAACUCUGUAGAAAUAGCAAACUAUAUUUUCUAAUAUCUCUAUUUUAGAUGUUUAAAUAAGAUAUCUUAAAAAUCAUGUAAGUCACACGUUAUUUAUAUAUACUAUAUAUAUAUAAAAUUGCACUUGUUUUUUAUAUAUAUAUACGUACACACACAUAUAUUAUUUGAGUAUAAUUUUAGCCUUCUGUACCUUUUUAAUAAUGAAAACCUUUCCACAAGAGGGUUCAAUACUUUUAAGAAAUCAAAUAUACAUUUUUCAAAUCAAAUUUGUUUUCGUAUACUUGCUGUACACAAAUAUAAAAUAAAUUUCUUUAUAAAUAA
Molecule: messenger RNA, 3453 nt
Organism: Corvus hawaiiensis (hawaiian crow)
Lineage: Eukaryota; Metazoa; Chordata; Aves; Passeriformes; Corvidae
Gene: MSRB3
Product: methionine sulfoxide reductase B3
Exons: 8
Coding region: 298-852 (184 amino acids)
Biological process (GO): response to oxidative stress; protein repair
Cellular component (GO): cytoplasm
Molecular function (GO): peptide-methionine (R)-S-oxide reductase activity
Source: RefSeq, a predicted model, not a curated record